This is a messenger RNA of Filobasidium floriforme, 641 nucleotides long. RefSeq lists its product as uncharacterized. Gene Ontology annotation, cellular component: endoplasmic reticulum. NCBI's taxonomy places the organism in Eukaryota, Fungi, Basidiomycota, Tremellomycetes, Filobasidiales, Filobasidiaceae. Bases 87 to 269 code for a protein of 60 amino acids. The record is from RefSeq and is a predicted model, not a curated record. The transcript is spliced from 3 exons.
CCAGAACGAUCGCAAGCCACAAGUAUCACUUUACCGUCCUUGAAGACCUUCAGUCAUUUGACAUCGGGUGACGCGGCAGCUCGAAUAUGCCAUCACAAGCAGACAUCCGACGGCGUAACGCUGCUUUCGUCCAGAAAGCUCAGUCGGGAAGGAAUCCGGUGAAACCGCCUAGGAAGGACAAGCCUAGCGUCGGGUUGUGGGUCGUAGCGGGGAUCGGGAUCUUGUUGGUCGGGAGCACUCUAUUUGAGGUUCUGAGGUUGCUCUUCUAGGACCCCGGAGCGACUCUUGCCUUUUCCGGAUCUUUACGCCUGCCUUUCCACCUCCCGCCGCUCGUCCGACUGGACAAGGCCGACUACUUUCCAUGGAACGACGAAACGACACCGCUGCCUUCAAUCGUCUGUCCUCUGGCUCCCGGUAGGGUCGACUAUGACCACCUCUCACUUUCUUGUUCGGCGGAAGCUUCUCUUAUGGCUCGGACAUUACCGACCCAUGAACUGCCAGCCUCUAUCCGCACCUCAUAUGCAUGCUCCGACCCUUCCUCUAUCUUGUCGCCCGGAUCUUAUCGAGAAUAGAUGCAUGUAAUUACGACGGAAAUCAUACAUUCGGGAUGUCUGGACUAGUGAAUACGAUAAGGUUGAAAU